This is a messenger RNA of Dalotia coriaria, 5622 nucleotides long. Its product is annotated as fibronectin type-III domain-containing protein 3A-like. The record is from RefSeq and is a predicted model, not a curated record. Gene Ontology annotation, molecular function: protein binding. Lineage: Eukaryota; Metazoa; Arthropoda; Insecta; Coleoptera; Staphylinidae.
CAAUUCGUCGAGCUCGACUGGCCCCCGUACCACCAUCAUCACGCGCAUCAUAACAAUAACAAUAAUAGUAGUAAUGGCAGUGGGCCGCGAAAGCCGCGACAUCAUCACAGCGGCGGGCAUCACUUUCAUCACUCGUCGCACCACCAUCACUGCACGUUCCCGCAGCCGAUUCAGGCGGCGCCGGUGCUGACGGGCGUCGCCGCCGCCGACCCGGCGGCCGAUCCCAACGGCCAGCCGGCGCGUUUCUAUUUCGGUCCUGGUUUCGAACCGCAAGCGCCACAGUUCGGCUUGGCGGGCGGCGGCUGCGGCGGGGUGGGCUGUACCGCCGGUCCUAGCCACCCUCAGCCACCGAACGGCGAGUACGUCGUGUUGUUCCAUGUCAAUCCUGGAGUCACCAUUCGGUUUCAAAUGGGCGACAACUUGGAAGUACUAAGAGGACCAGUGACGGUACCGAUGGUGUCGACGAACUCGUCGCCGCCGAUCGCGAUGCCCGUCCAGGUGCCGCCCGGCCAUAUCGUGCAGCAGAUCGUCGACGAGAGCGGCACUCUGCGGCACGUCAUCCUCUCGCCGCAGCAUCCCGCCCUCGUGCCGCUCACCUCGCACAAUCCGCCACAUUACGGUGCUGGCCCACCAAACGGCACCAGCCAUCCGCCGCAAACCUACCAUUAUACAAUGCCGCCCAACUUCGCCUCGCACCAUCCGCACUUUCACUCGAACAUGCCGGGCGGUGGCGGCGCAACGCAUCCUAUGCACCAGCCACUCUCGGCAUCCGGACACUCACCACCGCCAGCAUUCUGCAAAGAUGAACGCUCGCAACGGCAAUACAUAAAACUGAAGAAGAAACAGCUGGACAAACAGCAGAAGUCGGUCGACAGCAUCGGCGGUCGCAAAGAACUCGUCAAUGGCAUCAAACGCGUAAAAGAUAAGGGAAUGAACAGUGUUGGUACCUCUGAAGAUGGCGAGGAGAGUAGCAGUCUGCAGGAUGAUGAUGAUUCUGCGCAUAUUACUGAUAUUUUGUCGUCUGUAGAGGCACCCAAGGUGUCUGAAUUGACCUCAAGGAGUGCCUUGCUGCAAUGGGCGGCACCGCGACGUCUCGAAGCGUCCAGCAAUGACAGCCACGAGCUGGACAUCCCCGAGAACGACUUGCGCUACGAGGUGCUACUCAGUGACAAAAGUAAAGAAAUGAAAUACAAGUCAAUCUACAGUGGAACAUCGCUCUCAUGCCGCAUCGAAGAUUUGCGGCCUGGAUUAGAGUACUCCGUGUGUCUACAGGUGCAUUUUGACGAACUGCAAGGCUCAGCAUCCGAUCCGCUCAAAUUUACCACGCCCGCCUGUGAACCAGACGCGCCUGCUCCACCCAAGCUCAUCUCGCGUACAAAGAGCACACUGCAACUACGCUGGAACGCAACGACGGCGAACGGCUCGCCCAUCUUGCAUUACAUCCUCGAAUACGACGAGGGUAAAGGCGGUGAUUUUGUCGAAUUGUAUAAGUCGCGUGGCAACCAGCAUUCUCUGCAGAAGCUCACCGCAGCGACGCCGUACAAGUUUCGACUUUCAGCCGUCAAUGAUAUUGGACGCAGUCAAUACAGUGAUGUGGUGGUGUAUGAAACGUCGGAGAACGCGCCGACACAGCCGUCGCCACCUCAACUUGAUCGGGCCGACAUCCAGGCCCUGCACCUUUCGUGGGCACGUCGGCCCAUGGACGACCAGUUCAUUCUUGCGAUGGACACAUCCGACUAUGGUUAUAUGCCAGUCUAUAAUGGACAGGAGACCAAACACUCCGCUGUUAGUCUGAAGCAAUUUACGAAUUAUAAAUUUAGAUUGCGAACGAAAAAUGACGGCGGUCUUUCCGAAUGGUCGGAAGAAGUAAUCUUCCAGACACUUCCAGAUAGGCCUGCGAAACCCUCCAAUCCGGUGGUCAAGGGCAAGAUCCACGCACGCUCCUUUCGGUUAAAGUGGGAUCCACCUAUUGACACUGGCGGACCACCUGUGACCAAGUAUAUUCUUGAGAUGAGCUCUAGCGGCGGCUAUGUGACGUGCUACGGUGGCGCCGACCCGGAGGCGAACUGUGAUAAACUAACACCGGGCACGACCUACCAGCUGCGUGUGUGCUGUGAGAGCGCUGGCGGCCGUAGCAACUACUCCGACCUGUGUACGGUCACGACGGAGGCUAUUUGCCCAGGAAGGUGCGCACCUAUCCGCCUAGCGGGAAAACCGCGUGCGACCGGACUUACCUUACGGAUAUCCGAGCCUGACUAUGACGGCGGAGCUCCUGUGCUUGAGUACGAGGUUGAGAUGACUGCUCCUGAUCAAAGCAAAACUUUGGUACAUAAGAGCAAAGAUACCGAAUGUAAUGUUGAGGGUCUACCUGGCAGUAGAUAUGUAUUCACAGCUCGUGCUUUGAAUAGAGUCGGAGCGGGCGAGUGGGCUGAGGAAGCAUCAUUAAUGAGUGGUGCCGCUCCACCUGAAGCUUGUGCUCAGCCCACGGCAACAUGCAGGUCUUCAACGCACGUGUUUGUCCAAUGGAGUGCACCAGCUACGAACGGUGCUUCUAUAUCGGAGUACCGUCUGGAAAUGGGGUCCAACGGCACUGCGGACGAUCAAUUCACAUUGAUUUAUCAAGGCGAGAGUACCUCCUACGAUGCGAAAAAUCUCACCCCUUUCACAACGUACUAUUUCCGCGUUCAGGCGGCUAAUUCCGCCGGUUAUGGCUUGUAUUCACCCAUCGCGGCUACCAUCACACCAGCCGCGCCUCCUGCUCAGAUCCAAAACAUCCGACACACUUCCACACCAACCUCUAUCGCCUUGUCGUGGCUUGAGCCCUCGUCCAAUGGCACACCCAUUUCGGAAUAUAUCAUAGAAGUGGCCGAUCAGGUAAUCCACACGGAAGAACCAAUAACCAAGUAUGUCAUAGAAGACCUUCAGCCGGAGACUUCGUACAAAAUUAAACUACGCGCUGUGAAUUCUGAGGGUAUGGGUCCCCAGUCAUCUACUCUGAGAGUGGCAACUGCGAAGUUGCCGCCUGCACCUCCUAAGCUUGAAUGUAUUGGCGUUGGACACAAUUGUUUAAAACUUAAGUGGGGCGAAGGGAAGAAUCCCGAAUACACUACGUUUAUCAUCGAAAUGGAGAGUCCUCGCGCUUAUGAUUACCAAACCGUUUUCAAAGGCACUGCAUUCACGUACAAAGUGAACAAAUUACAAGAAGCGACUACGUAUAAAUUUAGGAUUUGCGCAUGUAACGAUGCCGGCGAGGGAGAUUAUUCGGAUGAUUAUGAAUUCAUGACGAAUCUAGCUCCACCGGCAGCAAUCAAGCCUCCGAAAAUUAUCGAUGUCGAUCAGAAUAGUUGUUCCGUGGAAUGGAUGCCGUCGAGGAACGCGAAUCCAGAUCCGAUCGAAUAUUGCGUUCAGUUGUCUAGGCUUAAAGAUCAACAAUAUAAAGAAGUUUAUAAAGGUCCGGACACUAGAUGCACUCUGGAACGCCUUGAUGCCGGGUGUGAGUAUGCAGUGCGCAUAUGUCCCAUUCGUAAGACGCAGGAUGCUGAUCUCGCCGGGCCCUUUACGCCAUUUGCAAAGUUUUCGACUACAGCAGUUGAAACCAUCUCGACGCAACGCAUCGUAGCCCACACGAGUGGCACACCUACACAUCAUCGCCACAAAGCUUCGGCCAAGAGCCAGCUUCCAGCUCUCUGGCAGCGCUACAAGGAACCGCUGUCUAUUCUUAAGUAUCCGAUCAUCGUCGGCAUUUUGGUCGUCUUCAUCUUGUUCCUGUGUGUGUUAUUUUUUACAUAGGUGCAAUUAAUUCGCGUCAAUGCAAACGACAAGGAAUAAGAACGAAAUCUGAACACACACACUCACACAUUCAAAUAUACAACUGCAUUGAUUCUGAAUUACGCGGAAUAACCAGAGAAAAUAUAGUCGUACCUGCUUUAAAAUGAGAAAAAACUUGAACACUAAAAUGUUGUUCAAUCCAAAUCAAAUUAUUUUUUAUUUAAUAAGCUAAGAGAGUAAGAUAAGACAAAUAGCUAUAUAUUUUGUAUGAUAUGUUUUGUUUGUUGAUUGUUUCUUUACUUGUUUCUGGUUAUUUGCGGCGGACAGGAGAAAUUUUGAGUACCGGGAAAGACAAGUGACAUAAUCGCAUUCCAAAUGAUUCGCAACAAAAAUGCUACGAAAAUUUGAAGCUUGAAACGAAACCACACGAGAUUGCGACGUGCAGAUUCUUAAGUAUUAUAUUAUAGUACAGGGCUUAAAUUUUAUCAUUAUUUUUUAUUAAAUAUUGAAUAUAUUAUAUAUAAAGGCAGAUUAUAUAUUGAAAUAUAAAUAGAUAUAUACAUAUAGAGGACCAAAGCUACAGUUUUGGUAUUUUUAUACGUGUUUUUCCGUACUCAGCCUGGUGCUAGUGAAAAUUAAACUUGAGAGUCGAGUAUGGACUAGAAUUGUCAAACUGAGAACCGAAUGCAGAGGCAAAACUAAAACGUUUGAAGAACUGGGGUUCGCCUGUUAUAUACGAGUAUAUUUUAUUUUUAAUCUCGAUCACACGAGCGCGUUCCGCGAACGUGCAUUGUUAUUCCAGUCAUCUGUAUAUUUAUAUUAUACAUUCAUACAUAUUUUUAUAGCAAAGUUAUAUUGAUAGUUGUUUAAGAAUGUAUUUUUAUUGCAAAACGGGCGCUGAGCAAGGCGGACAAAAUGUGUUCGAAUUUUGAACGGAAUGCGAUGCGAUCGUGGAGGAAGUAGAUAGAUAAUUUAGGCCUACGAAAGGGGUUUGCGGAUACAUCGUGUAUUGAUUUGCAUUUUCUUGUAUUCCAAGAUAUAGGAUGUGUUUGUGCAAUAGAAGCGAAACCUGAUAAGGAAACCAAGAAUAAUGUUCAACAUGUUUGUUUCGUUCUCGAUCAGAUAUUUUUUUCGAGCGAGUCAAUGAUGAUUGUCUCACGCAUUUACUAUAUACAAAACUAAAACCGAGAAUGAAAACACAACUAAACACUAAAAUUUAAUGAAAGUAAAAACUAUUUAUGUAUAAAUGUAAAUUUAUAUGUAUCUUUAUAAGGUUGAAGGUAUUAUAUAAGUAAUUAUCUCUAAUCGUAUGAAUAUUUAAUGAAAUAUGUUGACUACGAAUUCAAGCACUUCUUUGAGAAGUGUUUCACUUAAAAGACGCAAAAAAUUGACGAAUGAUUGCAAAAGCAUUUCGUUUAGGAAAAAUGUAUAAACUACACUAACGCAUUCAAAACUGCAACAAAAACGUGAAUAUGGUAUAUGCAUCGAUGAAUUUUAGGCAAUGUGUUAAUCGACGAUUGGCUGAAAAUGGUCCUAUCUAGUUUAAUUUAUGUACAUGAUGAAACUGAGAUGCAAUUAUUGUAAAUUUUGGCGUUCGAAUCAAAAUAGGAGGAGCGAAUAAUUAAUCUCUAACAUUGGAGUAACAUGAUGGAAAAUUAGUUUUAAUGAAAUCUAAUCAAUUACUUUAAAGACUCUUGGAUAAACAGAAAAGAAAUGAAAUAUGUGAAUAUAUGCAAGAUGGAGAUAAAAAUUAAUUAUAUUAAGCGUGUCGCCUCCGGAACACGCCACAAAGAUAUAAAUAUAGAUAUAUUAUAUAUUAUAAAAAUAAAUCAAUUAUAUUUUAUGUAAAACAAA